AUGUGCGGGAAAGGCACUCUGCUGGCAGAGGCUGCAGUUUGGUGGCCCAACGCCAGCUUCGUGGGAUGCGAUGUAGACAAGCGCCAGCUGGACUGCUGCCGCUGUAACUUUGACUGGCUCCAGAGAAAGAUUUCAUUGUACCGGACAGAUGUCACCAGGCCACAAGGCAUACCAUUCCCGGACGGAUCCGUCAACAAGGUUCUGGUUGCACCCCCAUGGAAUCGGCAGUUUCGGAUUCGUGGGGACCCAGAGGUGUUUUACCGCGCCAUGUUCAAAGAGAUCCUUCGCGUUCUGCAUCCAGCUGGGAAAUUGGUCUUUGUCGGUGCAAGUGGGAAGGUGAUCCACAAACUUGAGGUCGCCCUCCGGGAUGUUCGGGAUCAGGCAGUCGGCUCUUGGACAAUUGUGGCUAAGCGCAGCUUCUAUCUGACACGGCGAGUGACGGGUGUCAUGGCAGUGGUUGAAAACGGAGAGACAGGGAAUGCUGACGUGGCUGACGUGGGGUGGAAAGCUCUUCCUUGGGAAGGCAAGGCUCCUGACAAUGGUCGUGACUUGUACAAUCACUGGCGGGUGCUCCGUGCCCUUGAAUUUCCCAACCUGCGUCCUGCGUCGGAGCCGCCCAAGACACAGAGCCGCUCCCGAUGGCCGCUUCUUCUCAUCACAGCUGCACUUCUUGGCUCUGUGGCGGCUUUGAGAAGCCUGAACUGGCUGUAG
Messenger RNA from Symbiodinium natans, 711 nucleotides. The record is from the annotation of a GenBank genome assembly. NCBI's taxonomy places the organism in Eukaryota, Dinophyceae, Suessiales, Symbiodiniaceae.